AUCGAGGCAACAGCUACACUUAAUUUAUCACUCAAGUCUGGCAGCACUGCGUUGUGUUUCGACAAAAGAAGAAAUUUGUGGUUUCCGAGGAAUUAAGAGCAAUAUCUCACGGCUCCAUCGUUAAAGUCCAGAAAUAUAGCAUAAACGAAGACUCCGAGUACUUAGUAGGAUGGCUCAGGAAGGUCAGGAUAUACCCACAUUCAAGUGCGUGCUAGUCGGCGAUGGCGGCACCGGCAAGACCACCUUCGUCAAGCGCCACAUGACCGGUGAGUUCGAGAAGAAGUACGUGGCCACACUGGGCGUGGAGGUGCAUCCGUUGAUCUUCCAUACCAAUCGUGGCGCCAUCCGUUUCAACGUGUGGGACACCGCUGGCCAGGAGAAGUUCGGCGGCCUGCGCGAUGGCUACUACAUUCAGGGCCAGUGUGCCGUCAUCAUGUUCGAUGUUACCUCGCGUGUCACGUACAAGAACGUGCCCAACUGGCACCGCGAUCUGGUCCGCGUCUGCGAGAACAUACCAAUCGUCCUCUGUGGCAACAAAGUCGAUAUCAAGGACCGCAAGGUGAAAGCAAAGAGCAUCGUCUUCCACCGAAAGAAGAACUUGCAGUAUUACGAUAUUUCUGCCAAAUCGAACUACAACUUCGAGAAACCAUUCCUCUGGCUGGCGCGCAAGCUGGUUGGUGAUCCCAACCUGGAGUUUGUCGCCAUGCCAGCCCUGCUGCCGCCCGAGGUCAAGAUGGAUAAGGAUUGGCAGGCGCAGAUCGAGCGCGACUUGCAGGAGGCCCAGGCGACCGCACUGCCCGACGAGGACGAGGAGCUAUAAGCCUAUUUGUAGUUAACUUAGAGCGAAAUCCGGCUUGCACGAACACACACAUACACACACACAGAACACAACACCAAACCACACCGAACACACAACACACAACACACUGAAUCAAGAGGAGAUGAAGGAACCGGUACGGAGCAGAAUGUAUCAUUAGCAGUUGUGUUCUACUGGUUACACCAUCGAGUUUACCAGCCCGUUUAUGUGCUUCAAUCGAUCGAUGGGAAACAAGCAACUAUUCUGGCGUCGAUUUUAGGUUUCCAAUCCAUUAAUAAGUCGGUUAUAAUUGAUUUUUUUUUUUGUUUGUUUCCUUAUACGUUGGCUCUUGGCAAAGAAUAAAAAAAGUAAUUAAAAAGGUAAAGCAGGCAGGCAACAGUAACUUAGUCGAAAACCAAGAGAGAAAUAAAUAGUCACGGCACGUAUUUUUUUAAAACUAUAAAACAAUGUUCUUUUCCACCCAACAAAAAAAGAAAAAAAAAGUGUGAAUGUUAGAAACGAGCGAGACGGCAUGCUCGGAGCGGCGCACGGGAGCGAGCGAGAGCGCAAUAGCUGGCCAAUGAACUGAGUUCCCAAAGGAAAAAUAAUACUAUUGAAAAAAAAAGAAAGGAAAACACUGGAAACUAUGAGAAAAUUACCUAUAGAAAGGCCGCCGAAUUCACAUCCACAUGUUAUUAAUCUAAGGACUGAAGAAAUAAAAAAUAAACGUCGAAGAAAAAAAACUAA
Messenger RNA from Drosophila sechellia, 1543 nucleotides. It is a transcript of the gene Ran, whose product is annotated as RAN, member RAS oncogene family. NCBI's taxonomy places the organism in Eukaryota, Metazoa, Arthropoda, Insecta, Diptera, Drosophilidae. The record is from RefSeq and is a predicted model, not a curated record. Gene Ontology annotation, molecular function: GTPase activity; GTP binding. Gene Ontology annotation, biological process: protein import into nucleus; ribosomal subunit export from nucleus. The transcript has 3 exons. Gene Ontology annotation, cellular component: cytoplasm; nucleus. Bases 170 to 820 code for a protein of 216 amino acids.